Molecule: messenger RNA, 4888 nt
Organism: Haliotis rubra (blacklip abalone)
Lineage: Eukaryota; Metazoa; Mollusca; Gastropoda; Lepetellida; Haliotidae
Exons: 4
Coding region: 86-2776 (896 amino acids)
Cellular component (GO): cytoplasm; nucleus
Molecular function (GO): protein binding
Source: RefSeq, a predicted model, not a curated record
UCAAAAUUGCGCGCUGUACCUCGUACUGAGUAGGUGUCACACACACCGUCGCGCAUCUGAACUGUGUACCUAGCAGACACGAGCUAUGGAGCUGGUUGCCACUUCGUCGGGUUGUUCAACUGUCAAGAAAAUGCGGGCAGAUGCAGCCAACAACCUUCAAGUGCAGGCCCCCGUUGUUUUGUCUGACGGUCAAAACGUUUACAACAUCCAGGAUUCCACCGUCACCCUCCAGGAAACAAAAUGUGAAACACCAAUCUACCCUUUACAGAACAUCAUAGAUGCGACAGAAAUGCUGAUGAAAUGUGAGGAUCCUGACAAACAUGUAUCAACCUAUGCAGAAAGGACAGCUUUGAAGCAUCUGAAAAACACUGGAUGUGUGUUCAUCAAAGGAAGAAGUGGUACAGGGAAGUCUAGGGUUGCUCUCAGUCUUUUAUCGCAGAUUGAAAAAGACACAGGAAGAAUACCUUUGGUAUUGUCCUUUCCCCAACAGUGGAAAGACGUCCCGCUGGGGAAGUCUAAAGGACAAUAUGUGGUGCUAAUUGACGAUAUAUUUGGAUCCUCCAACCUGUUUCAAUCCCAGGUAGAUGAUUGGAGUAAGGUGCUGAAAAUCAUGAACGCUGUAGUAGAGCUUGGCAACAUCUUCCUGGUGUUGACCUCGAGGCCAGAGAUCAGUGCACAGUGUGAGAAGAGGAUGAAGAAACACGAACUGUUUAAAAGGAUCAAAUGCGUCACUCUGGAUGACGGCGAGUUCUCACUCAGGGUUUCAGAGAAACAGAAAAUCAUGGAGAAAUAUUUCGGGAGGAAGGUAAGGCUAUCAGAGGAAGACAUGAAACAAAUUGCAGAGAUGAAGACAUCUCUUGGUUUUCCCCAGUGUUGUGCAUUUUUUGCAUCAAACAAACUUCCAUCAUCAAGAGCUGUCAGCUUCUUCCGCAGCCCCCAAGUUUGUGUCAAAGAAAUUCUUGACUGUUUGAAGGAAAAUGAGCCACUGAGCUACUUUGUGUUAUUACUGGUGAUGAUUCAAAAAGGGUUCCUUGACCACAAACUCUUGAAAUCAAGAAAAGAUAGAAACCUCAGUGGCGUGGUAGCGGAUUUGUCCACAUUCUGUGACAUUCCAGGUCCUCCAGGGUAUGGCCAGAUCGCAAGUAAAGCUGCUACUCUCUCUGGUGUUUAUCUCCUAAGCACACGAAAUGGUUUUGAAUUCCAGCAUCAGUCAAUAUACGAUGCAGUUUUCCUUGAUCUUGCUGGUGAGGACCCAGAAAUGUGCAUCAAAAUUUGUCCUGCACAGAUGCUCGUUGAGCUGGUGAGGACACAAAGUAAGGAGACUGAAGAAGAGGGAGUUGUGAUUCUCUUGACAAAAGAAUACUUCGAGAUCCUUGCUGACAGAAUUACAAACAUCCUUCUGUCAGAAGACGGAAGUGAGAUCCUGAAUCACCCCUCAUUACUUGACGAAAACUUUCGACCAUAUCUUGAGACAAAAUUGGAGCGAAGCGUAUGCGAAGACAUUGGUAAAAGAGAAGUGAGUGCUUCAAGCAUCACAUACUACCCCGACAUUUGUAAUAUGCUCGUCCCUCAUGUUGUGUUCACUUAUACAUUCCUCCUUUCACACAUGGUGAUGAAGCAAAGCGCGCUGGCGAAAUACAUUCUAUUGCAAAGUUCAAACAUUCCAAAUGCUGUUUUGAAAGAAUUUAUGAUUUGUGCUAUCUACCAAAGUCACAAUGAAGUCAUUAACUUGCUGCUGGACAGAGGGGUUAUUCCGGAUGAAACUUGUGUGAAGGCACUUUCAGCCUCCCAAAGCAUUGAUGAAGCAACAUCGUCUCGAUUGCUUGAUUUGAUAUCAACCGCUUUGGAACGAUUCCAAGAAAGAGAAGAUGUCUUGUUCUUGGCGUCUCUGAAUGGAAACGUGGAAUUGGUUCGGAGAAUCAUAGACGCAUCUGGAGAUGGAAGUCAUGAGAUUUGCUCCCAUGGUCUUUCUGCUUUGUUCAAGGGGAUGGCAAAUAAUCCAGAAUACAACAAUGUUGAGUGGUGGCAGAGGAAACGCCAGAGCCUCGAGGAAAUACUCCAGUUACUGUUAACUUACAUCCCAGAGAUGGAGGAAGUUUAUAAAUGUGCGGGACAUGUAUGGCCAGUAGCUAUGAAGAUGCUGAUAGAAAAGAGCACAUCUCACAAUGUUGAUGUCCACAACUUAAAGAACUGUCUGCAGGUAGCAUGCGAGGUCGGAGGAGGCGAGUGUGUACGCAUCAUCUUGGAACAUCUGACCGUUACAGAGGGCACGUAUGACAACAUUGCAGACUGCAUAUGCCUGUCUGCACAAUCAGUCACAGACAGCUGCCUAAAAAUUCAGUUGUUGAUGAAUUAUAUUGAUACGUUUUGUGCGAACAUUGGAAAUGUUCCAUCACACAGCCAAUUACUGAACAGGAUAUUUGGCACGUUUACACUAUUAACUACAGCGUCCGAACUCGGUAACCCCGACACUGUGAAGAUGCUGAUACAGAAAGGAGCUGAUGUCAAUCUGGAAGAUGGUAUAGGCUCUACACCUCUUCAUACGGCUGUGUGUUGGGACAAUUUAGCCUGUGUUACAGCUCUUCUUGAAGGUGGAGCCCUUGUAAACAAACGUGUACCAGGUUGUGAGCCUGUCCUUUUUGCUGCAAAGAGGCUUGACAUAGUUCAGAAGCUGGUAGCUGCUAAAUGUGACAUCAAUGCAACAGAUGAAGAUGGGAGAACAGCUCUACACACGCUGGCCACAUCUAACAACUUUGUUGUUCUUAAAUUUUAUUGAACAAAGGAUGCAACGUUGAUCAGAAGGAUGAGUACGGCAUCACAGCGUAUCAUUUGGCAGCACUGUGUAGCGAUCUGGAUAUACUGAAAUAUCUGCAUAAAAUGCAUGCUAAGCCAACAGUUGAUGUUCACGGAUGGUCAGUGCUUCACUACGCUUGCAGGUCCGUCAAUGAAACAAUGGAAAAGGUGCAGUUCCUGGUGGACACUGUGAAGGUGCCAGUCGAUACAAGAGACGAGGAUGGAAGAACGGCACUGUAUCCAGCAGUGCAGAGAGGUGAUGCAGAGGUGGUGGAGUUCCUGGUAGAAAGGGGGCUGAGUAUAAGGGACAGGGACAAGGAUGGCAACACAUAUCUACAUGCAGUAUUUCAAAUGUCCAUCCAUGAUGAAAUGCUGACGUUCCUUUUCAAGGCCAACUUGGCUCCAGACUUGUACAACACACGUGAUGGAAGAACACCACUGCAUCUGGCAAUAGAUUCAAGACUAAGGUAUUUCUCUGAAGACCAUUUGGUCACUUUGAUUGACAGAACUUCCAAUAUCAAUCACAAAGAUUCCGAAGGAAGGACGCCUCUUCAUAUGGCAGCAUACCGUGACGCCAGUUGGGUUGUGAAGCGACUCCUCGGAAAAGGAGCUGACAAAGAGAUAAAGGAUUCAAAAGGAUGUAAAGCUAUUGAUUUGGUGCCUGAAGAUGGAAGUGGCGAGACGAAAGCCCUUUUGUGUCCUGAAAUACCGACCCCUGAAAUUGUACACAGCGGACAGGGUGCGUCUCCAGAAGACUAACUUACAGCAAGCUACGGUUAUAACGAACCCAAGUGAUCACGUAUUCUAGUUCGAUAUAACCGUAGUUUCUUGUACGCAGUUCCCCGGUUGUUGUAGCCGUACUGCACUGUACUUUGAAAAGCAUCAAAGAGAUUCACACUAGUGCAACGCUACAAAAUCGGUACAGAAAAAUAUAUCAUCAGACUUUUGUCAAUUCAGCCAGUGAACAUUUGACAUUUGUAGCUUGACAACAGAAAUGAAAUGUUAACUUUGAUUAUGGGACAAGCAUACGCAAGCAAUGUAUUCAUAACUUCUUUCUAAUGGUCAUGCUAGUUUCAAGUGCACGAUACAAAUUCGAAAAUGGACUUACUGGUCCAAGUCGAAAUCGACUAAACCGAACCAUCGACUAAACCGAACCGAGUGUAGAUUAAACAUUGCCCAGGCAUUAUUAUGCACAUACACGUGUCCCCACCUCCAGAGAGAACAGCCAGGAACAUAUUUGUUCAGUCGUAUCCUGGUAUCUCGAACAAUGUGGGACCGGGUUGUAGCUUCGAGAUAUCCUGGCGUUCCAGAUAACGAGACCUGAUCAGCUUCCUUCCCCGAAGCUACUCCUCGGUAAACAAAAUAAACCCUUCCUCCUCUUCAUUACAAACAGGGGCGGUGGGGUAGCCUAGUAGUUAAAGCGUUGGUUCGUCACGCCGAAGACGAGAGUUCGAUUCCCCACAUGGGCACAAUGUGUUAAGCCCAUUUUCUGGUGUCCCCCGCCGUGAUAUUGCUGGAAUAUUGCUAAAAGCGGCGUAAAACUAAACUCAGUCAGUCAGUCAGUCGUUGCAAACAGAUACGAGUUUCUAAACAAUAUUCAUAUAUAACUAAUCAACUUUAAUCUCAAAUAUUGUUCUUACAAUUCACUUGUCUGGGGAUACAAAAGUCUGACGCUUCAUAUUGUUUUCAGAGUAUUCAUUUCAAAUUCCACCAGGUGUUAGGCAACAGGUAUAUUACAGCUGAAAUAAAAUGAUAGCUUAAUUGUCUAUUCAUGAGAAAAGAAACCCAUUUGCAAUUCUUAAACCGUAUUUAUAAGAUUCAUACGGGUAUAUAAGGUGAACAGUUGGUAUUAAUUACGGUAAAAUAUGUGUUUAACACACCAUCAUCAGCAGCAGCAGCAGCAGCAGCAGAAUUGUUUGAAACAAAUAAUAAUCCUUUAAAAAGAAACAAUAGGACACUUUAACUGACAGGGACAUAAUGGUUUUGAAUUCUAAACUUCAACGUUGAAUUGUGUUAUUAUAUCUCAACAUCCAGUUUUCACUCUUUGUACAUAGGUGGCAAUUAAAUAUUGGUAUAUGUGCUUUACACACGAUCA